Messenger RNA from Chanos chanos (milkfish), 3561 nucleotides. RefSeq names its product myosin VIIA and Rab interacting protein b (gene myripb). Lineage: Eukaryota; Metazoa; Chordata; Actinopteri; Gonorynchiformes; Chanidae. The transcript has 16 exons. Gene Ontology annotation, cellular component: cortical actin cytoskeleton. The coding region runs from base 1 to 3561 and encodes 1186 amino acids. Gene Ontology annotation, biological process: intracellular protein transport. Gene Ontology annotation, molecular function: small GTPase binding; actin binding; myosin binding. The record is from RefSeq and is a predicted model, not a curated record.
AUGGGGAGGAAGCUGGACCUGUCUGGACUGACGGACGACGAAGCAGAACACGUCCUUAAAGUGGUGCAGAGAGACAUGAAGUUACGUAAGAAAGAGGAGGACAGACUCAGUGAAAUGAAGCAGGAGCUGGCAGAGGAGGGCAGUAGGUGUCUGCUCUUGGCCAAGCAGCACAAGUUUAAUGAGCACUGCUGCAUCCGCUGCUGCUGUCCAUUCACAUUCCUGCUCAACCCUAAACGGCCCUGCCUCGACUGCCAGUACAACAUCUGCAGGAGCUGCCGCACCUACAGCCAGAGAGAGAGAGGCUACAUCUGCUCCGCCUGUCAGAAGAGCAGGCUGCUGCGGACUCAGUCUCUGGAGUGGUACUAUAACAACGUGAAGAGUCGCUUCAAGAGAUUUGGCAGUGCUAAAGUCCUCAAGACCCUCUACAGGAAACACAUCAUAGAGAGAGGAGCCCUCUCUGAACUACCAGAGGUCAGUGCUCAUGAGGGGAGUAAUGAUAAUGAGGAGAGUGUGUGUGGCAGUGACUCUACAUUCUACAGACAGAGUGAAGGACACAGCAUGGCAGACACUCUCACCGUUGCUCUGCGUGUUGCUGAAGAGGCCAUAGAGGAGGCAAUUGCUAAAGCAGAGAGCUGCAGAGACAGUCUGGAGAAACAGAAUGAAGCUCGAUAUCUGCGGGACCAUAGAGAAGAGCUCAUAGAGGAACUCGCUACCACAAUCGUCCAGAAAAUCAUUCAGAGAGGGAAGAGGUCAGAGAUGCAGGCGGAGUAUGACUUUGUGUGGCCUCAGACCCAGAGUGUUGACCUGCCCUCCCCAACCUCCACAGAAAACACCCUGACACAGCCCAGACAACACAGCUCCACCUCACACAGCACAGCCCAACACAGAGAUCUGGCCCAGGCCAGCCUCCAGAGCUCCUACUCACUCUGGAGGUCGAGGUCAGCUUUCUCUCUAACCAGCGAUGACUCUCCAGAGAAGGCUCCAGAGGCCAGUGUGGAUCAGGGAGCUCUGGAGGAGGUCCAGACGGAGACAGACGUACAGGAGUACUCCUCCCUCAGGAGGGAGUCCAGGGCAUCCUCCCUGCCCGGCUGGAAGAGUGUGGACCGGCUGGAUAACUCCAGUGCGUCCUCCGUGCUUCAGAGUCCUGACGGGAACUGGAUCGCCCUUCAGAGUUCCCAGCAUUCCCGGCCGAGCCUGCUGACCAAGCGGAAGAGCCUGGUCUUCAGCGUUCUGGAGAAAGAGUCCGGCGUGGUCUCCGCCUACGACGAGAUGGGUUCGGACUCGGAUCCCGAGGACCAGGGAGGCUGGGCGGCGGCGCUGAUCCAGUUCCGACGCAAACUUUCGGACGAGACCUACUACACGGACUCCCAGCACGACCCGGAGUGGACCUACACCCAGCACCCGCCCGUCACGUCACCUUCCUCCGGACAGUACACCAACACCGAGACCCUCAACUCCGACUCAGAAACCUCCACCGCCCCUACGAGAUCUCGAAGGUCUCUCCACAACCCCCCGCGAAAGAAGGGCCCCCCCGAGCCGUACCCGCUCUCCCCCCACAGGUGCCUCCCGCCCCCUCAGCGUCACGAGGUCCUGGACGUGAACUUUAACCCCCGGACCCCCGGCGGGGACAGCAGUGAGGCGGAGGAGCGCGGCGAGGAGGUCAGGAGAGCUCGCAGGCGCAGGAGGAGCAAACGCGAGCCCGUGCACAACGCACUCUACAGCGCUGCCGCAGCGGAGAACAAUGCAUUCCUACACAAUGCUAUGAUGAUGCGUCGUCAGCAGAGUGAGGAGACUGUGCGUCCCCUCAACUGUCAGACGCCUGACACUGUGACCCCUCCUGACCUUUUAACCUCUGGUGCUAUGACUCCUGAACCCGAGUGCCAAGACACGGUGGCCCCCAACUCUAUAGCUCACAGCCCGCCAGCUCUCGUCCAAUCAGGGGCUGCUUUUCAGGUGUCCAAUCCUCAGAGUCCCGUGCUUAAGGGAACCGGUGCGGCCGAUGCAUUAGAACAACAACUGAGGUCCAAACUCUGUGAACUGGUCGGGCAGGUCAGCGAAAAGGACGUGACCUCGUCGAAGAGCGAGCUAGUCAGAAGGGUCAGCGAAAAGUGGGAGAACAGAGAGAGAGAGAAAGAGAGAGAAAAACAGAGGCAGCGGAGCAAACGAGAACGAGAAAGAGAGAGGGAGAGGUCGAACGAGGGACGGAGAGAGAGAUCGAGCGAGAGAGAGCAGGAGAGGAGCAAGCGAGAGACGGAGGGCCCGAACGACAGGCGGCUGGAGAGACAAAUCAGCAGAGAGAGAGACACGACGAAGGAGUUUGUGAGACAGAGACAAGAGAGAGACAGGGAGAGGCAGAGAGAACUGGAGAGACAAGUAGAGAGAGAGAGGGAGAGACAAAGAGAACUCGAGCAGCAAGCUGAGAGAGAGCGAGAGAAACAGAGAGAAAUGGAGAGACGGAUAGAGAGAGACUGGGAAAGGCAAAAAGAGAUAGAGAGGCAGGUCGAACAAGAGAGAGAGAAACAAAAAGAACUGGAGAGACAGAUGAAAAGAGAGCGAGAGCGACAAUCAGAGAUAGAGAGAGAGCUGGAGAGGGAGAGAAAAAACAGAGACGAGGAGAGACGAUUCGAAAGACAGCGAGAAAGGCAGGAGCAGGUGAACGGAGCCGACGAGAAAACAACGCCGCGACAGGAGGAGGAGCUACAGGAAGUGGUCGUACCGGGACGGACAAGCGAUAGAGGGACGGGCGACGAGAGGAGCGCGGAGGAACGGAAGGAGACGAAAGACAAACCGGCUGAUGCGAGAGCAAGGAGCAAACCGCAGAGGAGCAAAUCGGAGAGAGAAAGCCGGAAACAAGGGGAGAGGAGAACAGAAGAAAAGAGGGCAAGAUCUCCCAGCUCAUCUCCGGACAGCGCCCCCUGUAGCCCGGAGGACCCAAUGUCUCCAACAGAUGAGGGACAGAAUGUGGCUGAUGUGAAGGAGAGGCUGCAGUUGCUUUCCUCUCUCUUACAGCAGAAGUAUUCAGCUGCUUCUCUCUGUAGCAUCACCACAGAAGUGCUUAAGGUGCUUAAUGCCACUGAAGAUCUGAUUGGAGAAGCUGAGGGCAAAGGUCAUGACCCUGUAGAGUCUCCUGCUGGAACACCUAUGUCCUCUGGUCCAGGCAACAAAAAACUGGAUCAGCGCCUCACUAAGAUGGAGGAAAAUGUGUACCUGGCUGCAGGGACGGUGUAUGGUCUGGAGGGGGCGCUGAGUGAGCUGGAGGACUGUGCUCGCAGCAUAAGCAGUUCUACCACAGAAACAGAGAUCGCUUACCUGGAGGAUCAGGUGGCUACAGCUGCUGCUCAGGUGCAACAGUCGGAACUCCAGAUCUCAGACAUUGAGGCCAGGAUCUCAGCACUGAAAACUGCUGGACUGAACGUGUCCGCAUGCACCCGGUUUCCUAAGUACAAACCCAAACCUAAAACCCUGGACAUGUCACGUCAGCAGAGAAGAAAACUACCCGCUCCUCCUGUAAGAGAGAAAGAGGCCAGAUCUGAGCCACAGAUGAGUGUAACGCGUCCCUGA